UUGAGUAUGAUGAAGGCCGAUAGGAGUUGCUUUGGUGAGAAUGUUGAGAACGUUAUGAGCGAAUAAGCAGGUACAGUGCUAAUGAGUUAGCUGCUUCUGCAGGUCAUUGCAAGGAAUCAUGGCUGUGAAUAUGAAGACUAUAGUGUAUAUUCUGUCAUUUUUGGUGUGAAUAAAUAGAAAUGUUGGAACGAAUUGUUGCUUGGGUUCUCAACAACUACUUGGGGAAUUAUGUUGAAAACUUGAACACUGCUCAGCUUAGUGUAGCUCUUCUGCAAGGUGAAGUGGAAUUAGAAAACCUUCCUUUAAAGAAAGAUGCUUUGCGUCACAUGGGACUGCCUAUCCAGGUGUGCUCAGGUUAUGUAGGGAAGGUGAAGCUGCAGAUUCCGGUCCCUCAGAUCCGCAGUGCACCAUGGGUAAUAAUCAUAGAGCAGCUUUGUCUUGUAACUGGGCCGGUGAAGCUUGCCGAGUGGGACGAAGAGGCAGAAGAGCGGGCUGCCCAGGAAUACAAGCUGAGUUUAUUGGAUGCAAUGGAAGUAAGGUGGAGGGCCGAGGUGGAGAGUGCCCAGACAUCAAGUUAUUAUGCAACCAGCUACUCAUCUUGGCUCAGUUUUGGUACCAGUCUAAUUGCCAAUAUCAUAGAAAAUCUCCAGUUGAAGAUUAAGGAUGUGCACAUUCGUUAUGAAGAUGAUGUUACAGUUCCUGGGCAGGCAUUUGCUUUAGGUGUAACUGUUGAAUCACUGACAGCACAGAGUUGUGAUGAUAAUUGGAUGCCUCGGUUUGUGGGCUGGGACAGUGGCAACACAUCAUUCAAACUGAUGGAACUGAGUACCUUUGCUGUUUACUGGGACAAGUUAACUGGUGAUCAGCUGUUAGGAAAUCUCUCCCUGGAAGAAUUGGCAGUGGCCAUGUAUCAGCGCAUGUCACUGAAGCACCAGUUUGUGCUGUCACCAGUCAGUGCCCGAGCAUACAUUAAGCACAACAGAAGUGAACAACCUCUUCGAUCAAGGACUCAGCCUAGAAUAGUUUGUGAUUUGCAUCUUGAAGAAGUACCACUGUCUCUCACUGAUUGGCAGUAUGGUCAAAUGGUAGGAUGUGUGAAAGGUCUGCAAGUUAUUGGCAAGUGCUGCCGUUAUCACAAGUGGCGACCAGAAGUCACAGUACUUGAGAAUGCACGCGUGUGGUGGCUUUAUGCUGCCAGAUGUAUUAUGGAUGGAUGGCGUCAUUCAUCUCCAGGAGGUUGGGAGGCAGCACUUCAGAGAGCUCGAGAUAAUGUAGCGUACGUUGAAAUGUAUUCUCGAAUCUUGAGCUGUCCAGCAGCAGCUGUGCCUCCAGAAAUGAAACAGUUGAAAGACACCAUGGAAUUGGAAAGAAGCCUGGAAGAGCUGCGGGUACUUAGAGAGGUUGCCAUGAGGAGGGUUCAUCCUCCGGAACAUACUGUACCUUCAUCUGCACCUCCAGUUAAACAAGAACGAGGAAGCAAUUUGCUCUGUUGGUUCCCACAGCUGUGGGGAUGGAACUAUGUGACAUCGGCAACACCUGAACCUGCGCCAAGCAGAACAGAGAUUGAGCUGGAAGAUCAGAUACUUGAUGUCUUGGCAGACUCCAUAGAAAACAACACAAUUCUGAGGAGGGAUGUAGUGUUUGGACAAUUCAACUUCACGCUGAAGCAAGGCACAUUUCAUUUGUGUACCACAAAAGCAACUGACAGUGAGCAUGAAGCAGAGAAUUUACCUUUAAUGGAGCUUCAGUUUGAAAAUGUGAACUUGGGCUUAGAAUCUCGACCACGUUCAGGCUCGCACAAGUUUCACAUUAGUCUGGGAGCCAUGUAUCUUCGUGAUCAUCUGACAUGUGAUACAGCAUUCCCACAGUUGGUUGGACCCCAUGAUCAUGACUGUGGGUUAGUUCUGGGGCGCGCAUAUACACCGGGCCUUGCCAAGCUGCUCAGUCACAAUUCUGUCCCAAACAGACCACAAACAGAGGAACCCCUCUUCAGACUGGUUUAUGAGUACCAGCCUUUCAGCUCCAACAUGGAUUACAAGUUGCAUAUUCAGUCACGCUCACUGGAUGUAGUUUACAACCCUGCUGCAGUCAAAUGGUUGGCAGAUUUCUUUACACGACCUCAUCAGGCACCAGAUGCACAGCUGCGUAAUGCUGCGCGACAUCGCUACGAAGCUGUGAAACAGAAGACAAAGGAAGAAUUCAUGCGUAACUGGGAACAGAUUCUGGAAGGAAAGCUGAAUGAUCGAAAAUCAUGGGACAUCAUGUUGGAUAUUUGGGGUCCUCGGAUUUUGUUUGUGGAACAUUUCUGUGAUAAGAAUGCUGUUAUGGUAGUGGUGGAUUUUGGCAAGUUGCACUUCAGUAAUCAGCUGGACACAGACCGUACUGCCCCAGCUGCCUCUCAGACUCGAGACAGUGAUGACGAAGAAGAUUUCCAGACACCCUGCUCAACUCCACAUGGCAGUGAAGCAAGCCUUUCAGAGAGCCACACUGUAACAGCACCAUCACGAGCAGAUAACUUUCUGAACAGCAGUUUUACUGAUCUCACAUUGCAUCAGAAGUUAUAUGACAGGUAUACGAUGGACCUUGGAGAUCUCCAGAUUUUGGUAGGUCGUGUGCGUGACAACUUCAAGUAUGCUCACCAGCGUGGUACCUCCACUCUGCAUGUUGUUGAUCGUUUCAACAUCUCAUUACAAGUGGAACGCAGAGUUGUCUUCACAACUGAUCCCCAAUUUCCAAGCCUCACUCUCUCUGGAAACUUACCUCGAUUAGUGGUUCAUGUCAAUGAACAGAAGAUUGAUGCUUUGAGAACUAUGGUGGCCAUUAUUAGUGGCAAUGGACUUCCUUCUCCAUUUAGGUCUGAACACUGUGCGGGCAGUGACAGUGUAGGUGACACUGUAACGGGCACAGAUCAGUGUAACACUUCAGAAUCACAAGGCUGGGCAGGCAGGGAGGCGGCUCGGCUUGUAGUGCUCCAGUUUUGCAUUGAUCAGAUGGCACUGGAGGUCCAGUCUCGCGGUCGGUGUGUUGCAGAGUUGCAGGUAGCAGGGGUGCGAGCAGCAUACACAAAGAGACCAUAUGACACUAGUGUCUCACUAAGUGUCCACAGUUUGUUGCUUGUUGAUGCCCUGCAGAUGUUUGGACCAGACUUCGAGCUAUUGGUUGCUAGUCAUAAGCAUGUUGGGAUGGACAGCGUUAGUGGAAGCUUGAGAGACAGUGAGCCAACAUCACCAACAUCACCAGCAUCACCGGAUCCUCUUGGGUCCAAGGCUUUCAAAGCGACGUCACCAGUAGCACUGACACAGGCAUUGUCCAGUUUGCAGAGUGACCCUGCCUCAUCACUCAGAGCUGUGUCUCCAGGCAGUGGUGUCCCUUCAUCCCCACCCCAUGUGUCUCCUCCCCACAUUGCCCCGGGCCGCCCACCUUCAGUCAACCUGGAUAUGCUUGAUGCAGAUGCACUAAUCACAGUGGAGAUAUUUCUCGUCAGUGCCAACUGUCCUUCUAAUGAAGGAAGUGGAGAGGCUCUUCAGAUUGCAUCCAUACAGUUCAAUAACCUGGACAUUAUCGCUAAUCAAGAAACCAUAGUGGAGCUAAUGGGAUUCACCCGCCGAGUUUUCCCACAACUGAAACCUGGCCCCAAGCGACCACCACAUGGCAUUCCAGUUCAUGUUGGUAGUGGUACAGCUUCUAGUCAGGAUGAAGCAUAUGCAACUCCACAGGAAGACAGUGUAGCUGGUGGUGGGCUGAGUCACACAGGAGCAGUCACACGUACUGAACUCACUUUUGAUUUCCAUCGCCUGAACAUUCUUUUAUUGCGAGCUGUGAUGAAGGAUUGUGGUCUAAUUGGGAGAAAAAUUGGAACAGCAACAAUGACAGAGGCCAAAGUCCAGGCAACUGUUGGGAGAGAUUUGGAGGUACAGGGAUCCCUUGGAGGCCUCCAAGUGCUUGACCUAACUCCUGAAGGCCAGUUGCACCAGAGAAUCUUGAGUCUUGGAAAAGAUCCCCUUGUACAGAGGAAUGUUGAUCUUGUAAGCCGCCUUGAUGCAGAGUUGUACAUCAUGUGUCAGCAGCCCAUGGAGAGUUCUGAAGACAGUCGGGCAUUCAGUUUCAGUGUGCGGAGACCUCUAGAAAGGGCAGAGUCAGAUUGUGCGGAGAUCAAAGUGCGCAUGGCAUCAGUUUGGUACACUCAUUCUCCACAAUUUCUGGCAGAGCUUCAGUCAUGUGUGGCUGAAUUCAAACAGUACUUAACCAAUGUGGCCCGUUCCAUCAAGUCUGCUGCUACAGAAAUGGCAAUAGGAUUAGUGCAUGCCAGGACAGAAGCUUUGGCACAAACUCUGUAUAUGAACAGCCGCUUGUCUUCUUCAUUGUAUGGUGGAUCAGGCUGGGAAAUGUCACCUCGCCGAAGAAGGCGAAGCCUUUCACAGUCAUUUGAACACCUAGAAGGGAUGUCUAGUACCAGGGGUACUACCCCACACACACCAUACAGCCCCAGCAUGGACGAGGACUCUCUCAAUCUGCUGCUUGAUGUCAACUUGGAUAUUGUUCUUGACACACCUGUGGUGGUGCUGCCUCGUUCACCGGAGAGUCAUGAAGUGUUUGUUGCUCAUCUUGGCAAAAUAACAGUCAACAACCACCAUAUAUCUAGUCCAGAUUUGCAAGACCGUGAAGAUCUGUGGGGAAUGAGCAGGAGAGAGAGAUAUAAUGUUGAAAUUCGAGAUAUGAACUUGUAUUCUCUGGACACGGAGAAGAGAAGCACCAAGGAUACUUCAAAUCUGCAUCCAGAUGGGGACUGCUCUCUGGUGCGUGCUGAGAUUCUGUAUAAUUGUGCUGAGGAUGGGAAACCAGUACUUCAUAAUACUGUUAUCCAUCUCACCAUAGAUCGUGAUAUAGGUCGCAGUGUAAUGAAAGAAUCCGACAGCCUACCAACAUUGCUCAUGGGUGAAGAUACUGGCACAGAGUUCCAAGAUAUAGAGAAGCAAGAUGUUGUGCAGAUAUCAGGUGGUGUUGUGACUCCACUGAAAGUAUCGCUGUCUCGUCGGCAGUAUGAGCAGUUGCUGGCUACAUUGGACAGCCUCAUGGUCCACUCAGUCUCUGAGGAGACCAUCUUGUUCAGCAGUCGUCGUCUGGUCGAUAUAAAGGAGGAGGAAGGAGAGCUACAUACUGGCGUGUCGACACUCAAUAUGGACCCAGCACUGAGAGCAAGGAUGCUGAAUGUCAGCGCUGGGAAGCCAAAAAUUGAGAACCAGCACACACUGACACUGAAAGUAUCAUUUGAUCUUCCAGUAUUCACAGUAGAGCUACGAGGUGAUUUAGGCUCUGGAGAACAAGGUUUAGUGGAUCUGUCGUUUCAAGAUUUCAGUGUUCAGUAUGAUAAAUCAUGCAGAUACGAGACUCACAUUCAGAUGUCCCUGCGUUCACUGCUGAUGGAAGAUCUCUCUGUUGAACCUGACUCUAAACAUCGUCGGAUUGUGAUGUCAUCUGCAGCAACAGAAGUGGAUGACAAGAUUCUGAAUCGGCCGCCAGAGUUUUAUUCUAAGUCUUGCCCAAACUUGUUGAACCAUCAGCCGAUACACAGUCACCACAGUUCCUUGCCAGACCAUCUGGAAACAGAGAGUGUUUAUGGGACAUUUAGUAACAGCAAGAGAAGGAAGUCUGUUAAACCAACAAUAAAACGAGCCAAGACUGUGGAAUAUCCAUGUACACCGCCACCAUCUCCUCGUUUCUCUGGUUCACCAGCAAGUAUGAACAGAGAAGAUAAUCUGGUCCACAUAAACAUGGCACUCAUUGAUAAGAAUGCGCCCAACUUCAUAUCUCAUUAUGAAGGACUGGAUCGCUCUGUGAAUGUGGACUUCAAUUCACUUGAUAUUAUUGUGAAUGUUGAGUCCUGGGUUGUGAUCUUGGAUUUCUUUGGACUUGGUCCUGACAGUCCAACAGGACAGCACAAAGCUAGUGCCCCUUGGCAGUCGAUUCCAGCAGAAGAUACAUCAGCUAAUAAAGAUGAAAUAUCAUUCAAUUCUGAGUUAGACAUAGAAAUCCGUUCACUGACUCUGGUGUUGAACCGCCCACAGUAUGAAGUAGCAAGAGCUAACAUAUCACAUUUUUCAACUCAAGUAAAAUCCCACGAUAAGGAACAGAUUAUAGAAGGUCGCUUGGGCAGGAUGUCUCUGCUUGACCUCACACCCCAUGGUCUUCUGUACAGAGAGCGAUUCAUCUCUUCAGGCCACGAAGCACUCAAUUUCUACAUGGUCAGACGUAGGCGACAAGGGCUGAGAGUAAAAUUGGAUUAUGACUCCUUGCUCAAACUGGAGAUGUCAUCGGUGUUGUAUGUACACACACACAGAUUUGUGGCAGAGAUACAAGCGUUUUGCCAUCAUUUCUCCCAGCUCCAAAGUUUUGUGAACAGCAUACACUCAGCAGCAGCUGGAAUUGUGGUACCAGAAGAAAGAAUGCAGGCAACACGUCUGUUGUUAGAGCUUCAUGCAGGCUCUCCAGUAAUCCUGUUGCCUGUUAGCUCCCAGUCUCCAGAAAUAUUGGUUGUUGACUUGGGAAAGUUGUCAGUGAGCAACAGCUUUUGUUAUGCUGGAUCGGAAGGAACCAUCAGCUCAGUGCGACAGCUAGCUGAGGACAGAGCAGCUGCACAGCCCCUGGAUGUUGCUUGUUUACUCGAUGUGAUGCAAAUUGAGUUGGUGAGUAUGGACUUGUAUGCUGGACGGAGGGAAGCCCAGCAAUUUGAUAAAAACCUGAAAACUAAGAAACCGCAGUGUGCUCUGGAGUUAGGGUCCUUUGUUGUAAACAAAUGGGGCCCUUCCCUUCUCCGUGAGAAGUGCCAACUAAAGCUUCAAGUGGAAAGAAAUUUGGAUUCUCCAUUAAACCAUGAUGUUCCAGACAUGAGUGUUAAGGGGACACUUUCAGCCCUGCAUGGAGCGCUGGAUCUCUCUCAGUAUAAACUUAUCAGAGGAUUGUUGUCAUAUAACAUAGGAGAAACUCUGGAUGACUUUGAAAUCAAGAGCUCAGAGAGAACCACUGCUUACAUGUACAAACAGCAGCAGAGUGUUAGUGACAGAGUGUGGACACUGACGUCAGUUCAUCUUGACCUUGUGGAUGUGACCUUGAAGCUGCAGUUGAGUCAUGGUGUUGCUUUUGAUGGUUGUGAAUCAUCUCUGGCCUGCAUAAAUUUCAUAAAGUCACGACUCAUGGUUGAAACAUACAGCAAUCAGUCGCGUGAUAUUGACCUCAUCUCCCAAGAAAUACUCAUCACUGACACACGUUUUCAAGCUGAACCAGUUAACAGACGAUCAAAUGUGUUUACCAACAUUCUGCAGCCAAUCCACCAUUUGGCUGGUACGGAACUGGUUCAGGCAGAAGUGCAUCACAGGAAGAGGCGAGAUUUCUCAAAAUUCACUAUCCUGUUGAACAACAUGCGGCUCAUGGCCAUUUUGGAUUGGUGGGAAGCUGUCAGAGACUUCAUUAUGGAGAAUGUCGACAAUCCUUAUGGAGCUUCAGGGAACCAAAUCAGCCGUACUGAUAUUUCAGCCAAAUCAGAUCAGCUAUCUAAUGGGGAAGCAAGUACCAUGAAGGGUCAGCUGGCUGAGGAAGUUCCAUUUGAAUUCAAACUUAAUAUCACUGACUCUGAAAUUGUGGUUGUGGAAGACACAUCUCAGUGGGACACAAAUGCAGUCAUCCUGAAGAGCACAACUGUUGUGUCAUAUCACCCCAUACUGGCUGACAAGCCCCUGUCUUGCAAUCUGAACCACUGUGAAAUGUUCUCUUGCAUCCUGGGCAUGGAGGAUGAGACUGCUCUCUCAAUCAUUGACCCUGUGACUGUGAACAUGGAUGUGACACACCGCUUGCACAGUGGGACCACAAGGGGCAUCCCAGAUGCUGCUGUCUCACAAACUGACAGAGUGUUGGAAAUCCAGAUGCAUCAGCAGUUAAACAUUCGUCUCUCUUAUCAUGAUAUGAGAAUGUUCAUCCAGAUGCUUAACAGCCUCCCAAAGCAGACACUCUGGGCUAGGAGCCACGAUUCAGAUCAUGACCAGCAACCAGCAAAUGUUCAGAAUCAAAUAAAGAAACUAUCAGCCCUUGGUUUCCAUCCCGAUGACUGCAUAGCCGCUCUUUCUCAUUGCAACGGGCACCUGGAUGAUGCUGCCCUCUGGCUCACUCAUAAUGCAGACUUGGCAGAUACAGCUAUUCGAGGAAAAGACUACAUAGGCGAUAGUCGUUCUUUACUGUCAUUUCAUGUUAUAGAGGUCAAAGCAUCACACGUAUGUGUCUGUGUGAUUGAUGAUUGUCGCGAUUCAGAUGUUCCCUUGCUUGAGCUGUCUCUGUCCCAGUUGGCUCUGGAGCAGGAAGUGGAUGGGGUUGGCACGGCCCAAUGCAUCUUAUCCAGUGACUACUACAACCGUGUGUUAUCUGGUUGGGAACCCUUCAUGGAACCAUGGAGGUGCGAUGUAAGCUGGGAACACAGUUUGUCUACUGACUUAUGUCGGAACCGUCUGCAGGUACACAUCUCAGCUGAGGAUAUUCUAAAUGUCAACAUAACAGAUACUUUUGUAGAUCUUUAUAAAAUGGUGAAGGAGAACUGGACUCAGGAUUACUACAAUCUCACACCUCGUGAGAGAUAUGAUUGUGGAGCAAAUAAGCUGAUCGGAAGCCCACCAGGAUACAGACGGCGGUCUCCAUUUGUCCCAUUUGCAAUACACAAUGAUACAGCUUCAAGAAUUUGGUUUACCACACUAAUCACAUCACCAGACAGCAUUUCUGAUCCUUUACAUGGGAGAGACUCUUCACUUGAACAGGAUGAAAUCUGGACAUCUGUGGCUCCAGAUGACACAGUGCCGUUCUCAUUUGAAGGUCGAGACAAGGCUCGGCAUCGUGACACACACAAGCUGAGGAGCCAUCAGAUUGCUGUUCGAGUGGAGGGCUGGAAAUCUGUUGGUCCUGUGUCGAUAGACAGAGUUGGUGUGUAUUUCAGACAAGCCUUACCAGAACUGUACAGGGCGAACCUCAAUCUGCCUGAAGGCAGAAUUGUGUUUGAAGUUACACUGGAGGGUUCAGCACGGAAAUUAGUGACAGUGAGGUCAUCACUCAUUCUCACCAAUCAGCUCCCAGAGACAGUGGAAGUGAAGCUUGAGAACACACUCAUUCAUCCUGGAGAGACGGGGACGAAGUAUAUAAAAGUUGCUCCAGGUGGAUCACUGCCCGUUCCACUGUCCUAUGUCAUGUCCUACUUGUGGGUGAGGCCUGUUGAUCGAUCGCAACCUGCUGGCCAGGGCUAUGUAUUCUGUAAUAAGCACAUUGUGUGGAGUCAUGUCUCUCGGCCUGGAGAAACUGUGGAGGAACUGAGGAUGUGUAUUAGCAGUAGAGAUCAGUGUUUCAGAUUCUGUGCUGCCAUUCACCGUGAACACUUUCCUUAUGAGCGUGUUACAUCUGCAUACAAGUGGGUGCAGCCUGCACACACAAUCACCCUUCUGAGUCCCAUCACAGUUGUUAAUCUGUUGCCAUAUGAUCUGCACUAUGCUGUGAAGGAUGCGCCAUCAGGCUCUGCAGGCCGUAUCAAACCUGGACAGUCUGCAUCACUUACACAGGUGGAUAUCGAGAAAGUUGUGGAGUUGUGUUUUCAUCUUGAGAACUUCCCUCGUGCGGGAACGCUGGUAAUUCCCAUGGCAGCACAUACAUUCAGCUCCGUAGUGCGGCUACAUGAUCUGCAAGGGCGACGCCUGUACCUUCAUGCAAAUGUGGUGUGCAAGAGAGGAGCAGGUCUCAAAGUGUCAGUAACAGCUCCGUUCUGGAUAAUCAACAAGUCAGGCCUCCCAUUAGUGUUUCGGCAAGAAGGGGUGCCAACAGAGACAGCAGCUGGUCAGUUUGAGGAACAUGAAGUUGCUCGUAUGGUUGCCCCACUGCUUUUCUCAUUUGCAGACCAUGAAGCUAGUCCCACUGUGGUGGCUCGUGUUGGCAGUGGGGUCCAUCCAGAGGGAAUACCACAAUGGUGUCAGCAUUUCCACCUACACAAAGGUAUACAAGUUCGCCGCCUACGUGUAUCAUUGCGUGACUGUCGUCCAGACAUUAUGUAUGUGAUCGGGAUUAAUGUUCGUCCAGGGAGAGGUCGCUACCGGUCGACUAAUAUUGUCACGCUGUCACCCAGAUUUCAGUUACAUAAUAAAUCUACAUACCAACUUCAAUUUGCCCAACGCUGCUUUGCUACAACUUUGAAUGAUCCAGGUGCUCAAGCCACAUACUUGAAUGCUGUUCCUGAUUGCUGUUUACCAUUCCACUGGCCUCGUCUUGACAAAGAACAGUUGUUAUGUGUGCAGCUGUUGGACGUGCCAAACUGUCUGUGGUCUGGAGGCUUUCUUAUUGAUACUAAUGACUCCCUGCAAAUUAACGUGAGAGACACUGAGGGCAAGAUGCACUUCCUGAGGGUAGAAGUGGUCCUUCAAGAUGCAACGUACUUCAUAGUGUUCACUGAUGCUGAUAUCAUCCCUCCAACAGUACGUUUGGACAAUUACUCUGAGGUGCCACUCCAGUUCCAUCAGAGUUGUGUAACAGCUGAGAGUUUGCUGUCGACAGUUCGCCCCCAUUCAUGUGUACCAUAUGCAUGGGAUGAACCAACGUUACCCCACAGCAUCACCCUCCUUGCCCCUGGAGGAGCAGCAGCCUCUUAUGACAUGAAGUCCUUAAGGGAGGACCAUGAGGCUCAAGGAUUAACCUAUGAAAAUUUUAUCUACAUAGCUUUCACAGGAACAUUCAAAUCCGGUGAUACACAGGAAAUAGGAGGAGCAAAUGCGUGUUACAACCCGUUAGAUGUGGAGAGCCAGCAGUUGGUGCUGGACGUACCUGAAGGAAAUAGAGUUGUUCUCAGCAGCAAGGAGAAGGGAGCACGCUCACAGUUGUGGCGAAUGACUGGAGAAGGGCAGCUCCAACAUGAAGGCAGCAGUCCACCUAGGGACCCACGUUCAAAGCACAGUGUUCACAGUGAUGACCGAAUAUUGGUACUUGACAUCGCUGGUCCUGCCCCUCAGCCAACACAGUAUGUCAGUCUUGUUUUACGAAGACCUGAUAAACGCCGAAAGUCUACACAAACAUGGCAUUUUACAGAAGAUGGACGUUUGUGCUGUGCUCACAAUAACAUGUGUGUCCAAGCAAAAGAUGGUUUCUUUGGUUUGCACCGAGGGUCUGCCACCUCUGGGGCCUCAUGGCAGUUGUGGAGUGAGGCAGUGCUGGGCCCACCUCAGCCUGUGUGCCACCAGCUGACACACACAGGCGUUCCACUGGAACAGGCUGUAGGCAGACACAGACUGAGACCUGGAUCCGGCUUCCUGGCUGUGAAGAUAAUGACAGAUGGCCCAACUUCAGUUCUUCAUAUUUCUGACAUUAAAGAGAAGCACACAUACUUGGUGAAGGAUGAGACCAUUGUUCUGAUGUCUCGGUUGCCAGAAGCAGCUGCUAGAGGUCUGCCAUCUGAUACUCGUGAACUGCAGGUGAAGCUGGAUUUACCUGGGGGACUUGGCAUAAGUUUGGUGUCCUCUCAGCCUGCAGAAGAACUUCUGUUUGCUCACCUGACUGGGAUCAACAUGGAACUGGUGUCGACAGGGUCACAGCAGAAACUGAACCUUCGCGUGAAAGACAUCCAGUGUGAUAACCAGCUGUUUGAGGCUCAGUGCCCUGUGGUCAUGUAUGUUACUCCACCAUCUGCAAGAAGUAAGGAUGCUGAGACACAACGUAUUCUGCCAGUGCUCAGGAUCACCGCCGAGAGGGUCCCAAACAUUAAUCCUAAUGUCGCAACAUACAAGCAUCUGAUCGUAACAAUGAAGAACCUGUCCAUUACCAUCGAGGAAAGACUUCUGCUGAAACUGUUCCUUUUUGUUGGCUACAGCCAUCUCAGCCCAGAACAGGAGGAUGCUGAGGAGAGUGACUGCACAGUACAACAGAUUCUCACUGAAGUGACCUCUGUUCAUGCAAAGAAAUAUUAUUUUGGAUUGCUCAGGCUUGAACCUGGUCACGUAAAAUUGAGUGUGGUGACAUCCAGCAAGUUGCCAGCACAACUGCAGUCCAUCAAGAGGAAGCUGGGGCUCACACUGAUCAAAUUUGAGGAUGCAUCAGUUGAUCUCAAACCAUUCGUCAAGAAUCAUUCAUUUGAAAGCAGCAAAUUCUUUUUACAUUCCAUUCUAAAGCAUUACAAAGAUGAACUGAAGUGGCAAGCAGCUAGCAUCUUGGGGUCUGUGGACUUCCUUGGCAGUCCUCUGGGCUUUGUCAAUGAUGUGACAGAAGGAGUGUCUGGGUUGCUGUUCGAAGGGAAUGUUCAAGCCUUAGUCCAGAAUGUGACUCAUGGCCUCUCCAACUCAGCAGCCAAAGUGACAGAAUCCUUGUCAGAUGGCCUUGGUCGAGUAAUAAUGGAUGAGCAUCAUGAAGAAACAAGACAGCGAAUCCGCAAAAUCCACACUGGGAACAGCAGUGAUCACAUUGUGGCAGGGCUGAAAGGUUUUGGUUUCGGUUUGCUAGGUGGAGCAACCAGCAUCUUCAAACAGACCUAUGAGGGAGCCUGUACUGAGGGAUUUCAGGGUCUCAUUUCUGGUUUUGGCAAAGGACUGGUUGGUACAGUCACAAAGCCCAUGGUUGGUGUCCUGGACCUUGCCUCAGAGACCGCCAGUGCUGUCAGAGAUUCAAGCCGAAGUUCUACCCGGGUGGCACCAGGACGGUUCCGUGCACCUCGCUGUGUCACUGGCCCAGGUGGGCUGCUGCCCCCAUACUCAACGCAACAGAGUCAAGGCCAGGAGUUCCUUUACAGCAUCAACAAGCAAAACUACUCUGAACUGUUCAUGGCUUAUGACUGCCUGCGAAUUGGACCAGAGGAUUUGCGUAUUCUGGUAUCCAGCGAUACGGUACGAGUCUUCUCUGUUAGUGCUUCUGGCACAUGCACCAUUGUGGUUGAAACACAUCUCAGUGACUUGUACCACUGUCAGCCAACCAGUAGGCCUAGCGAUGAACCUCAAGGCUCCAACACAUCAAAUGAAGUCCUACAUUACAUUGAACUAACAAUGCGAGUGGACAGUGUUGGCUUUGAGUCCAUAAGGAGACCAUUAGUGCGCUGUGACAGUGAGGCAAUUGCUAAAUGGGUUUCCCAGCAAGUGAACUAUGCAAAAGGUAUGUUUGAAGAAAGGAGAUACACACUCAUAUCAGAUGCAGACAAUAUCUUGGAAGACUGAAGAUUCAAUAAGGUUCCAUGAAUCUGUGAUAGUCAUCCCUUCUUUGUAUAGAGUACUUACACACAUCGCCAUUUGUAAAAUAAAUAUUCAGGUAUGUAUGAAGCUGCAGCGGCUUUCAGAAGCUAAUAUUAAUAACUUUACAAGUCACAAAGACUGGACAGUCAUCAGUAGAAUAUGAUUUCAAAUAAAUUAACCAGAACAAAGGUACUGUAAAUUUUAAAAUGUAUUUAUUAAUAAAUUAUAAACACUGCAACUAUUAUAAUGUUUAUUUUUGUAUCCUUUUAGUACUUUCACUUCCAGCAACUGAAUGCUGGCUUACCUCCCAGCCUGCCAUGUUUGCUGCACCCAAAGUUAACAGCAGUCGGUCUACAUAUGUACAAGGAAUUGCAUAAGCAGCUGUGUGCACCAUUUGCAGUAGUGAUCAAAGUGCAUUCAGAAAAAUCUGUAUGUUGUCUUUUCACAGCAUGUUGCUAUCUGCUGUGUUUUAUGGUCUGGAUAUCUGACAAUAACACCCCCCCCCCCAAGCAAAGGAGAAUAGCUAUGGCUCCUUGGUCAAGAUGUGUGAAAGCACAACAAUAAUACAAUGUCAUGUAAUUAUUAAUGAUAAUGGAGUUAGAGCAGUAAACUUUGCCACAUCCAAAAAUCUUACUGUCAA
Molecule: messenger RNA, 13857 nt
Organism: Cryptotermes secundus
Lineage: Eukaryota; Metazoa; Arthropoda; Insecta; Blattodea; Kalotermitidae
Gene: Vps13D
Product: vacuolar protein sorting-associated protein 13D
Exons: 70
Coding region: 180-13202 (4340 amino acids)
Biological process (GO): protein targeting to vacuole; protein retention in Golgi apparatus; mitochondrion organization
Cellular component (GO): extrinsic component of membrane
Molecular function (GO): protein binding
Source: RefSeq, a predicted model, not a curated record